AUGUAUCACAUUCACUUGAUCACUCUUUUCUUUGCACUUGUUCCCUUUAUAUCAAUUACGCCAACGCCAGUUCGAUCAUCAGCCCCGUCAACGACGUCAUCUGCCCCUGCUACUACUGUUACUGUAAGCAAUGGCGAGAAUGUUGACGUUUUGCCCGGAGUUGUCGUCGUCGGUGCCGGAAUAGGAGGUUUCUUCACAGUCAACGGUGUCAAGACACCCAUUGCGGCAGGCGCAGUUGCUGUCGCCGGGUCAACAGCGCCGCAGAUUCCGGACAACCCAAAUGACCCAGAAGACCCAAGCAAGGAGAAGUCCCGCGAUACCGACGCGGAGACAACCCCAGGACCAAAGUCGAGCGGUCCAGUGAGCUCGGAAUUACCAGCAGCAAGCACAACCAGUGAACCCAUUUCAAGUUCGAACCCAAGCAAGACGUCAUCAUCAUCCGCAGCACCGAGCGGCACAAGUGCAGACUACAUCAUUUUUGCCAAGGAGGGCACCACAAAGGAAGACGGCGAUGGUUUCGGUAACACAUUGGCAGGCUUGGUCGGAGCAGAUAAUGUUGAUAUCAUUCACAACGAUAGCGGUGUUGCCAUUGUUUGGCGUGCAAAUCUCACUCCGGAUCAGCUUGCCAAAGUUAAAGCUGACCGUGUUGUUGCUGAAGCUAGGAUAAAUGAUCCUCUUACACGCGACGACCCAGAUGCAGCUGAGAGCCAGGCACCCACGGCCUCUCAACAGAAGCGGGCAGAGGUCACCCAGAGCCCCGUUGGCAACAACGACAUAUUUGACCUACGCACACUUUCAACGCCUCCGAAAGAAAAGGAUAUCCUUCCCAAUUACCGAUAUGACGAUUUCGCAGGCGAGGGUAUAACUAUCUAUGUAGUCGAUACAGGCCCGUUCGUCCUGAAUCAUGAAGAAUUCGAGUCAACCGACAAGCAAGUCACUCGUCGAGAGUUGAAUGUGGCCAGGAACAAGAAAUUCACCAUUCCAGACACUCAACAUGGAACAUGCGUAGCAUCCAAGGCUGUCGGCAAGACAACUGGAGCGGCAAAACGCGCAAACUUGGUCGGCGUGCGUAUUGACUUUACCGCGUUUGGCCUGCUCCGCGGCCUUCAGUCCGCCUUCAACGAGAUUAAGCAAAAGGGACUGAAGGGCAAGGCUGUCGUAACAACUUCGAUUCUCAUGCGACCGCCUGACACUAUUUACACUGCCUCGAUGCGCAGCGUCUUGAAGUCUUUUGUCAACCUGGACAUCCCUAUUGUCGCUGCAGCUUGA
This is a messenger RNA of Colletotrichum truncatum, 1269 nucleotides long. Lineage: Eukaryota; Fungi; Ascomycota; Sordariomycetes; Glomerellales; Glomerellaceae. The record is from RefSeq and is a predicted model, not a curated record.